Messenger RNA from Triticum aestivum (bread wheat), 944 nucleotides. RefSeq names its product germin-like protein 3-1. Gene Ontology annotation, molecular function: manganese ion binding. The coding region runs from base 26 to 769 and encodes 247 amino acids. The record is from RefSeq and is a predicted model, not a curated record. NCBI's taxonomy places the organism in Eukaryota, Viridiplantae, Streptophyta, Magnoliopsida, Poales, Poaceae. The transcript has a single exon.
UGUGCACAUGAGCCACGACUGCUGAAUGCUGAUCACUGAUCCUACGUACUGCAAGAGCAGCGAAUUCUUUCUAGCCAUGAUCACCACGGCCGACCAUGCCGCUCCCAUCGCUGGAGCCAUCCUUUCUCUCGUCAUCAUCAUCUUCUUCUCCACCGCCUGCAACUCCGACCCCGACCUCCUCCUCGACUUCUGCAUCGCCGACACGACGGCGGCCGCCGCGUUCCACUUCAACGGCCUGCCGUGCAUCGACCCGGCGACGGCGCGCGCCGACCACUUCGCCACCUCGGCGCUGUCCCGGCCCACGGACUCGUCCGGCACGCUCUUCGGCUUCAACGCGACGAUGACCAGCCCGGCCGCGUCCCUCCCCGGCGCGAACGCGCAGGGGCUCGCCAUGGCGCGCGUCGACCUCGCGCCAGGUGGCAUGGCGCCGCUGCACUCCCACCCGCGCGCGUCGGAGGUGGCGCUCGUGCUCUCCGGCGGCGUGCUGGUGGGGUUCGCCGACACGUCGUACCGGCUGUACACGCAGCGGCUGCGCGCCGGCGAGGCGUUCGUGUUCCCGAGGGGCAUGGUGCACUUCAUGCGCAACGAGGACACCUCAGCGCCGGCCGUCGUGCUGUCCGGGCUCAACAGCCAGAGCCCCGGCGCGCAGCUCGUGCCCUUCUCGGCGUUCCUGACGGAGCCGCGGCUGCCCGACGAGGUGGUGAAGAAGACGUUCAGGAUCACCGGGCAGGACGUGCAGAGGAUCCAAAGGAGCCUCGGUGGGUCGUAGGGGGACUCGGCUACUCCGUACAUAAUUACUCGUGUGCUACGACAGGGGUCCAAAUAUUGUACGCGAUCGUCAUGACUUAUCUGUCAUUUUUUACUUAAUGUGAUUAUUAUACAUACUAGCAAAAGGGUCCGUACGUUGUAAAGGGAGAAAAAAAAUUCAUAAUCUUUGAUGGUCA